CAAGUUUAGCUCUUUUUGCUCUCAAAGUUUUCAACUUUAUUGGGUUUUUAUUUCCAAAAGCUCGAGUCUUUGCAAAUUACAGUUGCACCCUCAGAGAGCUGACACGUGUAACUGGAGCUUUGUAUAUUGCUUAGAAUGUCAUGGCUUCUUUUACAACAGAGUGAGAAGAUCUGCAUAGAAAGCUAUCGCCAAUUUGAGGUGCUUGGUGUUAUGGAAACUCAGAUUAGACCUAUUGGGUUGUGCAAUUCCUUGUUUGUGGGAGUUUUCUUGGUGUUGCUUUCUGGCAUUGGCUUAUGCAAUGGUUCUUCUGCGGUUUCAGAUGAGGUAAAAAGGUGUGAUCCAAACUCUAAUGACAUUGACUCAAGCCUUAGUUGUAGUUCCAAGGAGUUUGUUUUGCAGUCUUACUAUGAAAAGUAUGAUGACAUACUAGAUUCAAGUUUCCAAGACUUUUUAGCAAAAGAACUUCCUAUUGGUUUGUGUAAAGUUCUGCCACAGAAUCUGAGUCUCGCUUUAAGACUCUCCAUUUUGCAUAGGAAUCUGAUAGGGAGUGGUUCUCAUCGUCAUCUUACCUCGUCCAUUAGACUUGAGAUUAAACAAGAUUCCAUGCUUGAGCUUCCCUCUCACCACUGUGAGGUUAUAGUCAUUGAAAGACUACCAUCUGGGGUUUUUGCCGAUCCAUUUGAGCUUCAACAUCUCCUUCAGCGGGGUGUGUACAGAAAUAUAGCUGUUUUUGGAGAUACAAAUCUAGAGUUGCCAUCUUUUCUGUCCAAUCGUUCUGCUGUUGAGGUUCACAUGGAUGUCGGUCAUGAUCUCUUACUGGGUCAGAGUAAAGAGUCCAACAUUGAUAUUGAGCUUCCUCUACAUGCACGAUAUCCGCCUCUAGAUGAAAGUGGCUACUGGGAAGUCAUAUUUGGUACACCUGAUUUCCUCAUGCGCUGCACUGUUGAGGGACAAUCACAUAAUGAAAGCUGUUUAUAUAAGAUACCAGAUAUUGAUGGUUCAGAAUCAACACCAGGCACAAUUGUCUGGAACAUACCUUCUGGGAUGAAGGCACAUGCUCGAUUGGUUUCCGUCGGUACUUUCAUUGCUGCCUUAAUUUCAGCCAUCCUGAUUGCUGUAACAUCCAUAUUUUAUUCAGACAACUCCAGCAAACAUUCGAAAGAAUCCUAGUUCAAUAUCAAAUUUGUAGCUAUACGUCUUUUUUUCUUUUUAGUAAAUU
Argentina anserina (silverweed cinquefoil) is the source of this 1219-nucleotide messenger RNA. RefSeq lists its product as uncharacterized. Bases 136 to 1170 code for a protein of 344 amino acids. NCBI's taxonomy places the organism in Eukaryota, Viridiplantae, Streptophyta, Magnoliopsida, Rosales, Rosaceae. The record is from RefSeq and is a predicted model, not a curated record. The transcript is spliced from 5 exons. Gene Ontology annotation, biological process: GPI anchor biosynthetic process. Gene Ontology annotation, cellular component: endoplasmic reticulum membrane.